AUGAUACCAUGUAAAAUUGUAAAACUCCUUACACUCUUCAUUCUCACCAGUUUCAACAGAAAUGGAAUAACCCGAACUGCAUCGAAACCCUCCUCCAAUGUGUUCACCUCAUCCAAACUGAAAGCAUUCCCCACUCCACAGUCUUCCAAUUCGCCAGCCAAACUUUCAGAGAAAAAUCAAAAUGAUCAAAGCAUAAAAUACAACAAAGAAAUCACUUACACAAUUACUGAAGAAUCGAAUGUUCCACAAUUGAUUGGUGAUUUAAUAAAUGACUUUAAUUUAAACAAGUAUCUACUGCGCCAUGUUUUAAAUGAACCGCGUCAAUCCCCAAUGGAUACUAAUAAUAAUAAACAAAAUAAUCAAUCUAAACAAAUGCUUAGCAUCGACUUGAUCGCAAAUCAUUAUCAAUCAACGCAGAUGACAGAUGCUGAUCUCCCACGCUUGCAUUUAUUCCCUUCGAAUCAAUGGAGUGCAGAAUAUUUCCAUAUAAAUUAUCAUAAUGUAUUUAAACAAGAAUUGAUACAAAUUAAAAAGUUGGAUCGUGAUCGUUUAUGUCAGUUGAAUGAUUUCAAUAAAACCGCAGAACAACCACAACAUCAACAACAGCUAAAACACUAUGAUACAUGUAUGUGUUCAAGCGAUAUUUGUUCAAUGAUUUAUAGUGAAAAAUUGAAAUCAUCAUCAACGCCAUUAUUAACCCGUGAAACAUUGAACCGUGGAGGGAAAUUUGAAUCCGGUGAAUUAUCCUUAUUACUACUACCUUAUUGUCAAUUUAUUAUGACUUUAGCUAUAAAUCUGUUUCAUACUGGUAUGGAAAUAUUUACUAUACGGAUAAAAUUGUUAGAUUUAAAUGAUAACUAUCCAAGUUUUAAACCAUUUACAAAAUAUGAGGUCAGCUUUACAGAAGACGAUCGAAUCGGUGUAAGGCAUCAACUGCCUCUUGCUACUGAUGUAGAUAUGUGCUUGCAUUCAGAGAUAACGUAUCGAUUGGAGGCAGGUGAAAGUUUCAAUGAAGACGAGGGUGUACUCUCUGAAAAGCCUGUUAAUUUAAGCAAUUUAUUUAGUUUAAAAUUAACUGAAACGUUGAAUACCAAAGUUUUAGAGAUCCAAUUGGAGCAUAAACUUGAUCGUGAAAAAAGAGACAAAUAUGAUCUUUACUUGUUAGCUAUCGAUGAUAACAGUGAUCUGCAUAGACGAGAAGAGAACAGGCAUACAACUACCCUUCCAAUUAUUAUAUACAUUCAAGAUGUAAAUGAUUGUAAGCCCGAAUUUCGUGUAAUGAAUGGAUCACGCCAGACACCGGCUAAAUUGUCUGAACCUGUAUUCAUUGAAGUCGCGGAGAAUGCAGCAGUUGGACAUGUUAUUACGCAAUUUCAAGCUACUGAUGAAGAUUUUGGGGAUAAUGGAAGAAUUCGUUAUGAUAUGGGACAGUAUACACAUUCAAUUACAAAAUCAUUUUUCAGGUUGAAUUCAACUACCGGUGAAUUAAUUGUACAAAAUCCGCUAGACAGGGAGGCAGCACCAUUCUCAACUGGUCUACACCGUUUCACUAUCACAGCACUGGAUCAUGGUAUUCCACAAAGAAGUUCAAAUCUUUUAGUGGUAUUACAAAUAUUAGAUGUCAAUGACAACCAUCCAUUGAUACAAUUAACAGAAGAAGCCGGCCAGUAUCGACAACAUUUACACAAGAAUCCCCUAAAUAUGAUCAACAAUAAAAGCGAGUUACACAAUGAAAGGAUAAAGGAACUUUGGCAUUCAAUAGUCAAUAAUAAAACUAUAACUGCAAGUUCAAUUAUUCAACAACUCCGAAAUGUUUCACUGCAUACUAAAAUGAUUGGUAAUCAACCGAAGAAUACAAUAGCUACAUUUCUGACCGUUAAUGAUCCUGAUCUGAAUGAAAAUGGUACAGUAACCUGUUUGAUCGAAGAUCAAUUAGUCGUCUAUUCGAAAAAUUAUUCAAAACAGAUCGGAUCUGAUUAUCACAGUGAUGAUUCUUACAACUAUGCUAAUAAUCAGUUCAUAUCGCUGGAACCAUUUGAAUUCGGCAGUGGAGUAAAUCGUCAAGACUGGCAAUACCAUCAGUUUGACGACGAUAGGGAUUUAGUCAAAACGAAACCACUCACCACUGAUCCUGACAAUCAAAGGACAGAGUUUCCAGACAAAGGACGGAAUUCAAUGUAUUAUAAUGCGUCGGCUCAAAAUGCCAAUCAAUACACCUAUCAGCUGAAAACAAAGACGUUUUUCGAUCCUGAUAAGAUCUCCGACUUUUAUCUUCUUAUUCAAUGUCAUGAUCAUGGCACUCCAUCGCUGACUACCAAACAAACUGUACACGUUGAAAUUGUUGAAAAAAUCAAUGACAAUAGAGAAGGAGAAUUAAAAUUUUCCUAUUUAAAACUUUUAGGCAAUUUUAUUCGUAAUGAUGUCAAUUGCGAUUACUAUUAUUAUUAUCAUAAUUAUUAUUCAAACAGCGUGUCACACUCAACACUUUCAGGAAUCUAUUCAUCAGAUCAAUGGAGUACUGAUCAAUAUGCGAUCAGUGGGAAACGAGAAUCACAGAGUCAUUAUAAGGUGGAAUUUGUUUAUCACUCUGAAUUGCACAGUACCCAUUUUCAAGCAGAAUCAAGCGUGUGUUUACUUCUUCUUCUUCGAAGAAAUAUUCUUGUAGGUCAAAAGUUGUUUACUGUUGUAGCAAAAGCUGCUGGUGAGAAAAAAGAAGAGAAUUUUCAAAUUAUUUAUGAACUGAUUCAAGAGAUACCUGAUGGAGAUACCUUCAUCAUCGAUUCAAUAUCUGGUACAGUCCAAUUGCGAAACACUCAACCUCUUCUAACCAACCGCCAGCCAAUUAAAAAACAAUUGAUAAUACAAGCUUCAAAAAUUGGCACCCUUUACGAUUAUUCGAAACAUUUAAAUCAUAAAAUUCGAUUACUACUUAAUCUGACAAUCAGUAGUAGUGGUAGUAGCAGUAGCGAUAACCAGCCAAUAGAAACCUCUACAACUUCGGUGUCAGUUCACCCGAAAAGUAACAGUCGAAUUUAUCUGAGAAAGGCAUUCACUAAUGACUCAUUUAUUGUCUAUUCAAAUCAUACCUAUGAAUUUUAUACUCCGGAAUCUAUGCCUCCAGGAACUCCUGUGCUACAGAACACAAUAGUAUACUGUGUCGAUCCUUUUAACAAUAUCUCUGAAGCCAGCAACCAUUUGGAUAAGCGGUGUGAAUUAAAACUAACUGAAAUCGACCCUCCAUCCCUGUUAUCGAACAACAAAAAUUUCUAUCUAUCACCCACUAAAUUCUUAUGUGACAGCUACUCGAACGAGGUAUGCACAGGGUAUACAAUCUUGACAAAUCAUCCACUUGAUCGUGAGCGGCAAGAUCGACACAUUUUCACUCUGACAACAUCAUCAAUUGAUCGGGAUCUCACCGUCUCAAAACCUGCCGAGAAUUCAGUGAAAAUUAUACUUCAUGUACAAGAUGUGAAUGACAAUGCACCAACCUUGAAAGAACCUUUCUAUUCAACCAGUUUUUUAACACCACCAGUCAAAAGUAUUAUCAGCAGUAGAAUGACUUUUAAUCCCCCGUAUUACAUAACCAAUGUAUCUAUAUCAUAUAAAGUACCACAAGGUUAUGUAAUUAUUCAAAUGAAUGCAGAAGAUAAAGAUAUUGGUGAGAAUGCAAGGUUAAGUUAUACACUACAUUAUAUGCGGUCAUUUCCAGAGACUGGUUAUGAAGGCAACAGACAAAGAUGGCAGGUUAAAUCUUUUAUCGUAUUGAAUUCCCAUACGGGAGUUUUGAGUACAACAAGACAAUUAUUAUUGAGUGAUGUGGGAAGAUAUAUCCUAUUCAUAACAGUUCAAGAUCAUGGGAAACCUCAACCUCUAAGCACAAAUUCUAUUAUAUACCUCAAUAUAUUACCUAUGGAAAUAUAUCAGAGACCAGUGAAUGACUUACCUGAUUCUCUAUCGGGAAGCCAUACUUUACCCUCAUACUCCUUGCAUUCUUCAUCCUCCUCUGCUGCAUCAAUCCAUCAAUUCAGCACAGAUGAAUAUGAUUCAAGGGGAUUAGGCGCCAAUCACCUCCUUCAUUUAUCAUCACAACCUUCAGAAUCUCUCAGUAGGCGUAAUUCAUUAUUAUGGCCUACGACAAUUGGUAUUGUCUCGACAAUUUUCCUUCUAAUUAUCACCAUAAUCGUUAUCGCUAUUCUGUAUCGUAUGAAAUCUAAAUCUACAAAUGCCCAACAAGAGGAAGUAAAACUUGAAGACGUCAGUAACGCUAUGACCUACAAUUUAGAUAUCAGUCCAUUGUCCGUAGAACAAAACAACACAACUUAUUUACCUCAAUAUGAAAAAGAUAUUUUAUUACAUUACAUGGAUCGGAGUAAAUGUAACAGUCCAAAUGGAUCCAUUCCAACAGGUUAUAUUCACCCGAAUUUAAGCAGCGCGGCGUCAUUGAAUAUGUAUUAUCCUAAUGCGUCACAUGGAUAUGAUACAAGCUCUUUCAAUGAGUUAACUAAUCCGAAUCUUCGAUAUCAACACUUCAGCGCAAAUGAAUCAAUACAAGAUGGAGUUAGUGCGUCAAUACACUAUUCACCGAUCAGUCAUCCUUUUGUACAUAAUAUUUCUACAGCUUAUGUAACAGAGAAUCGUUAUCCAACUUUAGCGCCAACUACAGAAUCAAUUUAAACAAAACAAGAUUAUUAUUAUUGUUAUU
Trichobilharzia szidati is the source of this 4702-nucleotide messenger RNA. The record is from the annotation of a GenBank genome assembly. NCBI's taxonomy places the organism in Eukaryota, Metazoa, Platyhelminthes, Trematoda, Strigeidida, Schistosomatidae.